Messenger RNA from Plasmodium reichenowi, 5073 nucleotides. Its product is annotated as DNA repair endonuclease, putative. The record is from RefSeq and is a predicted model, not a curated record. Gene Ontology annotation, molecular function: single-stranded DNA binding; single-stranded DNA endonuclease activity; damaged DNA binding. Bases 1 to 5073 code for a protein of 1690 amino acids. NCBI's taxonomy places the organism in Eukaryota, Apicomplexa, Aconoidasida, Haemosporida, Plasmodiidae. The transcript has a single exon. Gene Ontology annotation, cellular component: nucleotide-excision repair factor 1 complex. Gene Ontology annotation, biological process: nucleotide-excision repair involved in interstrand cross-link repair; resolution of meiotic recombination intermediates; double-strand break repair via homologous recombination.
AUGUAUCCACUAUACUAUGAGAAAAAAAUCGUAAAGAAAUUGAUAGAACAAGAUUCCUUAAUAAUAUUAGCAGAUGGAUUUAAUGAACUAAACAUUUUAGCCAUUUUUAUAUUUUAUUAUCAAAACAGGUGUUUAUGGGAUGAACAAUAUAUAAAUAACGAUAACAUAUUUUUUCAUUUAUUCAAUUUGAAUAAAUAUAAUAAAACAUAUGACGACGGACAUAUAAAAGUGGUACAGGAUAAUGGACAACCAAAAAAUAUACAAAAUGAAAGUACAACAAAAUAUACGUUAAAUAAAAAUAAAAUACAAAAUGAUAAGGAGGUGGAAUAUUAUAUAGACGACUCGGAUAAUUCGGAUGAAUCUAAAAAAUAUGACAAGUAUGAAAAAUAUGACAAGUAUGAAAAAUAUGACAAUUCUAAAAAAUAUGACAAAUUCGAUAUUACUACCAGUCGAAAACACAUAAUAGAUAACCUUUUUGAUAACUAUAUAUAUAAGGAACCAAAUAAUGAAUUACCAAAAAAUAAAAAUGAAAUUAUAUUAUUAGACCAUCCUGAAGAAAAAGAAAAAACGAAAAUAAACGAAAAUGACUUUGAUAUUAAUAAGAACAAUGAUAAUUGUAAUAAUAUGAGUAAUAUUAACAAAUCACAAAACAAUCAUUUAAAAGAUAUGAGUACCCAAAAUAAACUGAUUUUUAUAUUAAAUGUCACUCCUAAAGAAUACAAUAUUUUUUUGAAAUAUCAAUUAUCCUUAUAUAAACAAAUUAAUGAAAUAGAUGAAAGAUAUAAUGAUAAAAUAAAAAUAAAUUAUUUCAAAACUGAAUAUAUUAGAGAUCAAAAAUCACAUGAAAGAAUAGAGAUGUAUAUAAAGAGAGGGGUGUACUUUAUUUCUUCUAAUGUCCUACUAAUAGAUUUAUUAACAUUUAAAAUAAUUCCUGAAAUUAUUGAUGGUAUAUUUAUUUGUAAAAAUCAUAGAUUGAUAUAUAAUAUGAAAGAAAUAUUUAUUAUCGAGUUAUAUAGGAAAAGAAAUAAAUUUGGUUUUAUUAAAGGAAUAAGUAAUAAUAAAAAAUUAAUUAAUCAUCAACAUAUUGUUAAUUUAGCUCAGAAAUUAUUUAUGAAAAGAAUUUAUUGUUAUCCAAGAUUUCAUAAACACAUACAUAUAUCGUUAAAUAAUAAAUUUCUACAACCACAUAUAUAUGAAAUUAAUCUUGAUAUUCCAAAUGUUCUUUUAAAAAUAGAAGAAAAUAUACUUAAUAUUUUACAUUACCUUAAUCUAGAAAUAAAAAAAAAUUUUAAUUUUCAUGACUUUGAUUUAAACCCUUUAUUAUAUUCUGAAAAUGCAGAAGCAUAUGUACUUAACUAUAUUAAGACAAAAACACUUAAUUAUAAUACUAAAAAGUUAUUAAAAGAAAUUAUUACAUUAGUUAAUAUGUUAUGUAAUCUGUUUAUAUAUGAUUCACUUAUAUUUUAUAAUUAUAUUAAUAAUUUAAAAGAAGCAGAUAAGGAAUGUAUUUGGUUAUACUGUAAUGAAGCUAACGAAAUUUUUUAUUUAUCAAGAGAAAGAAAAAACCAUUUUUUAAAUCAAAUGGAUAUAUUACUCGAUCAAAAUGAUAUAAAUACUAUAAAUAAUACACAAAAUAUUAUUAAUGUCAUACAGUAUGAUAAUAAAUAUUUUCAUAAAUCAUAUCAAGUUAAAAAACAAUCUAAUCAGUUAUAUAAUUGGGUAUACGAAUUAGCCUAUAAUAGAGAUAUUGAAAAAAAACAGUAUGAAAAGAUAAUUCAACAGAAAGAAAGAAUCAAAAAUAAAAAUCUCAUGAAAAGAAAAUUUAUAUUAAAUAAAAAAAAAUAUGAGCAAUCAAAUAAAAAACCUCUGAACCAUAACAAACAUACAGGACACAGAACAUCUAUUAUAUUAAACAAUAAUAUAAACAUGAAACAUUCUAAAAAUGGUAAUAGUAAUACUACAGAAAAUAACAAUAAACGAAGGAAAAUAAUAGAAUUACAAAAAUUUAAUGAUAAUAAUAGUAAUAAUGAAAAUAUGUAUAAUUUAAUAAAAAAAGAAAAGGAUGAUAUUAUACAAAUAAAAUCUUCAGAUAGUGAAAUUAAUGCUGUUAAUAAGAAAAAUGGUAUUAUUAAAUCUGAUGAACAUAUAGUUAUUAAUGAUCACAAAGAAUGUAAAUACCAGAUGGAUAAAAUAAACGUUGAUCAAAGGAAUGAUAAUAACAUGAUGCAUAUGUAUAAAAAUCAAACAAAAAUAAAUAAAUCUAUGGAUAAGAUAGAAUAUCCAAUAGUAAUAAUAGUUGACAAUUUUUAUAUGCAAAAAGAAUUUUAUAAUUUGCUUCUUCACACAAAUCAAGAUAUAGAUAAAGAUAAAAAUAGGGAUAGCAUAAUUAACCCAAACAAUAAUAAUAAUAAAAACAAUAAUAACAACAAUAGUGGUGACAAUAAUUUUGAGUGUGAGAAACAUUUAAAUAUACUUAUUAAAGAAGAAAAAGAAAAUAAAAUUACUGACAAUUAUAUUACGGACGAUUCUGUUAGUUCUCAAGAAAGUUAUAAUAAUAAUAAUAAUAAUAAUAAUAAUGUCAACAUGUCAAAUAAUUCAAACCUUUUCAACCUACAAAAUAAUCCUUUUAAUAUCUCUUAUGAUAUGAUUAAAAAUAAAACACGCAAUCUCAAAUAUAUUAAACCACAUAUAUAUAUUUUAUGCAUAAAUAAGAACUAUGAAAAUAUUUAUACAAAAGAUAAUUUCGUUCAAACGUUACAUCAAAAAAUUGAUGCAAUCAAUAAGAAGCUCGAUAUAGAGCCCAAUCUCGAAGAGGAAAUUAAAUUAAAUGAACAAAAUGAAGUAGAUGGGAAAUGUAAAAAAAAUGCCAAAAAAAAAAAGAAAGAAAAUGAAAAAGAAAAAGAAAAAGAAAAAAAUAAAGAAAAAAAUAAAGACCAUCACAAUAAACAACAAACGAAUGACGAACAAAAUAUUCUUAAAAACGAUGACCAUUUGGGAGAUGAUAAUUUUUUUCAAAUAAAUGAAUAUUGUGGAAAUUUGGAUUUUUUAGAAAUAUUCUUAAUGACAAUUAAACCUUAUCGUAUAAUUUUGACGACCCUUGAUUUGAAUAUUUUUAGGAAUGUCGAAAUAUAUUGUGCCCGUCUUUUUCAAUAUAGUGUAUACCAAUUACAUGAGGAAAAAUAUUUUAAGUAUAUCAUGAAGUAUGAGAAGGAUAAUUUUAUAUAUGUUAAAAAUAAUGAAAAUAAUAAAAAUAAUGAUGAUAAUAAAAAUAAUGACGAGAAUAAAAAUAAUGACGAUAAUAAAAAUAAUGACGAUAAUAAAAAUAAUGACGAUAAUAAAAAUAAUGACAACAACAACAACAAUAAUAAUAAUAAUAAUAAUAAUAAUAACAAAUGUUAUAUUCAUAAUAAUAAUUAUAGUUCCAGUAGUAUCAAUAAAAAUUCUACCUAUUAUAAUAAAGACCCCGAAAAUAAUCUCAUAAAAACAGAAAUGAAUGAUGAUAAAAAUACAUUCCAAGGUAAAGAAAAAAAAACAAUGAAUGAAUACAUAUAUGAACCAAUUGAUGUAUUCAAUAAAUUAAAAAUAUGGAAUGAUAUGUGCAACAAUGUAGAAGUGUUUUUAAUAUUCUUUAAGAAUAAUAUACAUUACAAUAAAUAUUUAAACAAAGUUAAAGUUGAAAAAUCCAACUGGAUAAAUUUUCUUGAAAAUCGAAAUAAUUUACGUUUUGAAUUAGACAGAAAUGUAUUUAACAAAAAUGAAAAACUGUUUAAAAAUGUUAUAAAUUCAUAUUUAAAUUUUCAACAAAGAUUUAAGGAUAAUAAGAAGAAUAUAACAAACUUUAAUCAAUCUUUAUGUGAUGAAUUUAAAAGGUUUCAAGAUGUUAAAAUAGAUGAAUAUGCUUUAGAAAAUAAUAAUGUUCUAUUAGAUAAUCAUUAUAACAAUUUUAUAAGUAUGGAAGAAGAAGAAAUGUUUAUAAAAAAUUAUCAAAAUAAAAUGAAUAAAAACAUUUCCUCUUUUACAUUUGAUGAAAAAACUAUACAACAAAUUCAAGAAAUUUUACACAAAUUUUCAAUAGAUUCAUUUAAUCUUAAUUUUAUAUUAUACAGUAUUUUUAAUAACACAAAACCUAUUGUUAUUGUAGAUAUAAGAGAAUUAAAAUCUGAUUUAACAUAUAAAUUAUAUAAAAGUAAAAUGCAUAUUAUACCAUAUUCAUUAUUAGUAGGAGAUUAUAUAUUAACCAAAGAUAUAUGUGUUGAAAGAAAAUCAAUUAUAGAUUUAAUACAAUCCUUAAAUAAUAAUAGAUUAUAUAAUCAAAUAAAUCAAAUGUCUAAAUAUUAUCAAACCUAUGUAUUACUCAUUGAAUUUAAUAACAAAAAUUUAUUUUAUUUUGCAUCAUUAAAUGAUAAAUAUUCAGUCUACACAAAACUCAUUAUGAUAUGUAUUCAGUUUCCUAAACUCAAAAUAUUGUGGAGUCCCUUUUCUCUUUUUACUGUCAAACUUUUCUGGUCAUUAAAAGUUAAUGCUAGUCAACCUGACAUUUUCAAAUCACUACAUAUUGAUAUGACCCUACAAAAAAAUGUUCGACAGGAAUAUAUUAUAAGUAAGAAUAACGUUAAGAAGGCAAAGGAGGUGGAUGAUCAAAAUAAUACAACAGGUGCAAAGCAAAUUAAGGAUAAAGAGAUUCAAGAGGAUAAUAAUCGAAAAAAUGAUGAAUUAGGAGUUCAGACAAAUGACCACCUGGAAAUUCAAAUAAAUGAUGAAGAAAAUGUAGAGAAUAAACAAGAGAUAUAUAAAUACGAAACCAUAUAUGAUCUUUUUGAUAAAAAUUUAUAUCAUUUACAAAAUAUAGAAGAUGAUCAAGAAAUAAAAAAGGUUGAAAAUGUAACAAAUUGGAAUGCAAUCGAAAUUUUAAAAAGUCUACCAGGGGUAAAUGAGAAAAAUAUGCAUUAUCUAAUAAAUAAUAUUAAAUCAUUAAGACAUUUAUGUGAACAAACAUUAGAACAAUUAGAAAAUUAUAUGAGCAAAUCUAAUGCUAAAUUGUUGUAUGAUUUUUUAAAUGAAAAUAUAUCAUAA